Habropoda laboriosa is the source of this 959-nucleotide messenger RNA. RefSeq names its product 26S proteasome non-ATPase regulatory subunit 10-like. The coding region runs from base 225 to 959 and encodes 244 amino acids. The record is from RefSeq and is a predicted model, not a curated record. Lineage: Eukaryota; Metazoa; Arthropoda; Insecta; Hymenoptera; Apidae. Gene Ontology annotation, cellular component: Golgi membrane. Gene Ontology annotation, biological process: protein palmitoylation. Gene Ontology annotation, molecular function: protein binding; palmitoyltransferase activity. The transcript is spliced from 6 exons.
AUCAGGACUAUAGGGAGGAUGUUCCAGCACCUAAAAAGAAAAAAAUUAAUUGACGUAAUACGUUCAAACCUGCACAGCAGUGACUGGAGAGAUAGUGACAUCAUGCGAAAAGUGCAGAUGGGACAGUACGGCCAACAGAAGUUUUAAUAUAACUGGAAUUAUAAUUUUUAAGCUUAGGUGGCGUUUCAGCAUUGGCAUUGCAUUGUAAUCAAUGUUGAUUUACUAUGUCUGAAUCAAUAGAAACAAGAAAAAUGUCUGGAGAAUCAAUUUAUGACAAGGCUUAUCGUGGUAAAACCGGAGAGAUUAUAAAUUUAUUAAAGACCAAUGAACAAUUAAAAACAGCUAAGGACAAUAAUGAACGAAUGCUAAUACAUUGGGCAGCACUUGGAGGACAUGAUGAUUUAGUAAAAUUUUUAUUAUCUCUGGGUGUACCAGAGGACCCUACUGACGAUAUGGAUAUGACACCGUUAAUUUUGGCAGCAUCAGCAGCUCGUGAAGAUGUUGUCAAGACACUACUUACUGAGGGUGCAAAUGUUAAUGCUAAAACACGAGAGGGUCAUUCGGCGUUACAAUAUGCGGCAUCAAAAAACUGGAAAUCCAUUUGCGUUGCACUGUUAGAAAAAGGUGCCGAUAUUAACAUCGCAGAUUAUCGUAGUGCUACACCACUGCAUAGAGCUGCAUCGAAAGGCAAUAUAGUUAUUGUAAAAUUGCUCAUAGGUUCUGGAAAAUUAAUCAUAGGUAGUCCAGAUAGUCAAGAUGCUGAUGGCAAUAGUGCAUUACAUUUGGCAUGUGAGGAAGAUCGCAUUGAUGUAGCAAAGCUGUUAGUAGCAAAUGGUGCUAAUAUUUCAUUAACGAAUAAACAAAAGAAAACUCCUUUGGAUCUCGCAACUCCAGGACUAAUGCGGAUAUCUGUUUUAACUGGACACAAUGGAAUGUCUCAUAAAAAAUUGAAAGUAUAA